CAGGUAGCAACAUCACCAAGAACAUUAUCCCCUUCCCCUAAUGAAUCUGAAGAUAGGAAUGAGCAGGUAGGAACAUUACCAAGGAUGCCAUCACGUCCUAAUGAAUAUGAAGAUAACGAGGAGCAGGUACCCAGGAAACCAUCCCCUCCCCAUGGAUGUGAAGAUGGUGAUAAGCAGGUAGCAACAUCUCCUGAGAGCCCAUCCCCACCCCCAUCCCUUUCAAAAGGUCAGCAAGAGAAUGAAAUUAUCAUCAACAAAAUUGCGGGCUGUGAUGAGCAAAUAUGUAUGUCUCCAAUGUUGCCUCUACCUAAUCCACCCCUGACAGAAGGAAUAGAUCCUAAAAUCUUUAUUGCUACAGCAUUGGACAGACGAGAACUGGUAAGGGCACAGGCCAUAUUUUAG
Molecule: messenger RNA, 402 nt
Organism: Anneissia japonica
Lineage: Eukaryota; Metazoa; Echinodermata; Crinoidea; Comatulida; Comatulidae
Exons: 2
Coding region: 85-402 (105 amino acids)
Source: RefSeq, a predicted model, not a curated record